AUGUCCGAACGUACUGGUACUCCCAUGACGCUCGAAGACUUCCUCAAUUUAAAAGUCGCCCUCAAGCCCACUGAUGGAGAAGCAAUGGAUGUCAAACUGCACGUUUUGUUUACCCACAGCACCUUCUUUGAGGGUUUGUUCAGCAUUUCAGAUAAGGGUUUAGACCAAGCAGAUGAGCCCCCAAUCGAACUCGAAGUCACUCGGGCCCUGUUGGAAGUUAUGGUGGACCAGAUGGGCGGUGGGAAGACCUGGCUGAAAGCCGGAGCCGAAGAAAUCUUCGCCGGAAUCACCUUUUGCGACAAAUACGAAUUCGAAACUCUCCUCGAAAUAUUCCUCGCCCAUCUGUUCGAACAUGUCGCUCAUAAUCCAUGGCAAGUUUUCACCUGGGCGUCGUCUUAUGAUCGUCCCGGACUGGCAGCUGCUGCCAUCCGGGUGUUCCACAAACAUCACAGAUGUUGUGAUUUUCGUCUGUUACAUUUCCCCUCGGAAUUUCUCAUCGACGUCAAUCCUCGUUAUAUGGCGGCGUUGAUACGGGCUAUGUACACAUGCAGUGUCAGUCUGCCAAAUUAUAAUCAGAGACUCAAGGAGAAAGAAUGGGAGACUGUCAGCGUUCAUUUCUUGUCCGCUUUGACAAUAGUUGGAGAGAUAUUUAUGAGUAGACAUUGA
Messenger RNA from Tremella mesenterica DSM 1558, 666 nucleotides. RefSeq lists its product as uncharacterized. NCBI's taxonomy places the organism in Eukaryota, Fungi, Basidiomycota, Tremellomycetes, Tremellales, Tremellaceae. The coding region runs from base 1 to 666 and encodes 221 amino acids. The record is from RefSeq and is a predicted model, not a curated record. The transcript is spliced from 3 exons.